CAAAAACGCCGACCGUCACGUGACACGAGUGGCGUGUACCAACAUGGCGGCGAGCAGGAGCGCGUAGCUUAGUAACAAGAAGCCUCGCGCGGUACCGAGGAAGCACCGGGUCCGUUUACACACCGAGGAGUACCGUCCGGUUGUCGGCUCUGAAGCAGCAGGAUGCCGGGGAAACCUGGUGACCACUUCAAACCAGGAGACCUGGUGUUCGCCAAGAUGAAGGGUUUCCCUCACUGGCCUGCCAGGGUCUGUAAGUCGGACGACGGAUACAAGAAGCGAGUCCCGGUCUAUUUCUUCGGGACCCAUCAGAUAGGUCACCUCCCGCCGGAGAACAUCGUUCCUUACAUCGGCAACAAGAUGAAGUACGGCAGCGGCGUUCGCAUCAAAGGCUUCACCGAGGGAAUGUGGGAGAUCCAGAACACGCCGGGAGUCGGGAGCAAACUCAAAGUACCAGCACCAACCAACAAACAAACCACACCCCCUAAAUCGACCUCUGCCUCUAAAGCUACACCUGCAAAACUGACCACUGCUGCUAAAGCUACACCUGUUAAACUGACCUCUGCGAAGCCCGACAGUAAACCGGCUGCUGCUGCUGUGGCUAAAACUCCUACCAGAUCUUCGUUAAGAUCCGCUCCAGAGAAAACAACAGACUCGGGGCAGAUUUCUAAACAGGCUCCGACUUCAGAAGACGUCGCCCCGACAGAUUUGUCCGGGACUGUUGCGAAUACGAGGAGCAGAAGGGCAGCUGCUAGCGUCGCCCCGUCUGCUAACACCACUCCUACAGACAGUAAGGAGGCAGCAGCAAAAACGGCGAAAACAAAAGCUCUGUCCAAACCGACUGAGAAACCGACUCCUGCAGAUGCUACAGACAAUAAACCAACUGAAUCAACAACUACGAGGAGAGCUGCGGCUGAGAAGAAAACUCCAGACUCCAAACAAGGAGUCAACGAGAAGGUUGAAUUAUCAUCAACUUCCACCACUACAGUUACUGAAGAGGCUACAAGCGCCGUCACUACCAGGAGCAAAGUAUCCGAGUCCAAGGAUGUCACUGAGCAGAACAAGAGGAGGUCUUCUGCUACUCCUGCUGUCGCUCCAGUCAGCAAGAAACUGAAGACGACAGAAUCAAAGUCUGCACCGACACAAAUGUCCAAGAACAACAGAGGAAUGAAAGACCGGGAGGAGGAAGAGGAGGAAGAGGAGGAGUCAUCAGAGAGACAGAGAGUCAAGAGGAGGAGAGAGCGGAAGGAGGUGCAGACGAAGAAAAGUCAGGACGGCAGCGAAGGAAAGAAAGAAGAGACAUCAGAGAGCAAAAGAACAAAAAGUAAAGAGGAGGAGGAGAAAGGGAAGAAAAUAAAGCAGGACGAAGGUGUGGAAGGAAAGAAGUCAGCAGAGAGCCGAGGGAUAAAGACGAGGAGGGCGGAGAAAGAGGAACAGAAGGAGGAGGAGACGAAGAAAAGAAAACAAGAAGGCAGCGAGGAAAAGAAAGAGGAAAGGACGAGGAGAGAAACUCGGUCGGAGAGCGAAGGAAGAAAAAGAGAAAAGGAGGUUUCAGAAGAGAGCCGGGGAACAAAGAGAAAGAGGGAGGAAGAGAUGAAGAGAACAAAGGAGGCUGGAGAGGAAGGAAAGAAAGAAGAGAAGACGACUGAGGAAGAGGAGGAGAAGGAGGGCAGUUCUGUGGACGAGGAGCGACAGCGCCACCUGGCGGCCAAGAGGGAGAGUUUACUGAAAUCUCUGAGAGGUCUGCUGAAGGCCGGGAGAGUAACGAGGAAGAGCGAGGCGAUGAAGAGCUCGCAGAAAAGCGGCGACGGAGCAAAGAAGAAGGUCGAGAUUAAAAAGACAGGAAGUCAGAAGAUGCCGGACAGGAUCAAAGAAUCGACCGUCGUCAAGAAAACAGCGUUCGUCGGCAGAACGAUCGCCAGCAGGAAAGCGUCGGAGAGGAAGGAAGACAAGACAGACUCCAAGAUGGUGAAAAAAUCAACGGAGGUCCAACAGAAAGAAAAGAUAAAAGAGGCAAAGAAGGAUGAACAGACUGAUCGAACCACGAGGAAGAGUGCGUACGGAGCGAAGACCAAAGAGAAGGAAGACGAGACGAAGCACGAGGGAAAGAAAGACGAGGACGCGAGGAGCGACGAGACGAAGAACGAGAGGAAAAUCAUCGGGAAGAUUGUGAAAGCGUCGGCCGGGCGGGGAACGAGGGUUCAGGUGAAGAUGAUGAUGGGAGGAGCGGCGGCGGCAGCGGCGGCAGCGAUGGCGACGGCGGGAGCGACAGCAGCGGCAGAGGAAAAGAAAAAAGAGAAGAAAGAAGAGAAGAAAGAGGAGAGGAAAGAAGAGAAAGAGGAAAAGAAAGAAGAGAAGAAAGAGGAGAGGAAAGAGGAGAAGAAAGAGGAGAGGAAAGAAGAGAAGAGCAGAGAAGAGAACAUAGAAAGCAACAAGGUAGAAGACAAGAAAAAGAAAGAAACAGUUGAAGAAAAGAAAUCUGACGACGGGAAGACGGAAAGAAGCAAAGAGGCCGAGAGGAAGUCCGACAGAACGAGAGCAGAGAAGAAUCUAACGGAGAAAGCAGACGAGGAAACAACGGUGACGAAGAACGAAGAGGAGCAGAAAGCGAACUUGCAAGAGGAGAAGAACGAAGACGAGGCGGAGAGAGUGACGACCAGAGAAUCACAAGAGGAGAAGAACGAAGGCGAGGCGGAGAGAGUGACGACCAGAGAAUCACAAGAGAAGAAGAACGAAGACGAGGCGGAGAGAGUGACGACCAGAGAAUCAGAAGAGGAGAAGAACGAAGACGAGGCGGAGAGAGUGACGACCAGAGAAUCACAAGAGGAGAAGAACGAAGACGAGCAGACGAAGGAAACGGACGCAGAGUCUGAGCCAAAUCCCCCGAAGAAGAGCGCAGACACAGCGACCGCACAGAGGACGGAGACACAGUCCAAAGAAGAAGAAAAAGCGGAGAAGACGAGCGCGGAAGAAGAAAGUAAAACGAAGUGCGGCGAGUCGGACGGAGGGACGUCGGAGCCGCCGGCAAAGCAGCAGCAGAAGAAGAGUUCGACUUUGACGCUGACGGACUCGACGCUGCACCGAAUCCACGGAGACAUCAGGAUUUCUCUCAAGACCGACAACCCCGACGUCAGUAAGUGUCUGAUGGUGCUGGAUCAGCUCAGUAUGGUUUACGUGACGUCCAAACACGUGCAGCGACACAGCGAGCUGGUGUCCACGCUGAGAAAGCUGCGCUACUACAGAGCCAACCAGGCCAUCAUGGACAAAGCCUCCAUGCUCUACAACCGCUUCAAGAACGCCUUCCUGGUGGGGGAGGGCGAGGAGGUGGUGAGCGCCGCCUUCCUGCGCUCGCUGCUGGAGGAGAAGGAGGAGGAGGAGGCGGAGAGGGCGGAGCGCUGGAGGGAGAGGAAGGAGGAGCUGCUGCAGGAGGUGAAGAGACGCAUGGGCCAGGUGAAAGGGAGGAGGAGGGCCGACGGGGGAGAAGGAGGAAGAGGAGGAGGGGAGGAAGAGGAGCCGGAAGCAGAAGCUCCAGUGGACUCUUCCUGAAGCAGCUUGGACUGAACCAACUGUAUUAUCUGAGGGGUGUGGACCUGAACCCCCCCCCCAACCCACACAGGCAAUGAGCAGUUCCACAAACAUUAUUUACCUCAUCACACACACACACACACACACACACACACACACACACACACACACACACACACACACAGCUGUUUAUUUACUGAUUAUUUAUUUCCUGUCUUUAUAUCAGAGUUCAUUAACGGAGUUCGUCAGCUGCCGUAUGUUCGCAUUAGUAGUGUUUAUCUGUCUUUCAUUGUUACCUGAGAAUUAACGUUACCUGUCGAACACUCACCUGUCUCUCUCCAACCCGCCCACAUGUACAAGAUGGACGUCUCCACUUCCCUCAGCUGUCAAUCAUGAUAUAAAACCUCCAGUUUAUAGCUUCAGAUAACAUUUAAACAUCAUUAAAACCACAUUUAUCAGAAACAUUUACACUACAACAUAAAUUAUAGUUUAUUUAUUGUGUUGGUUUUAUGUUAUUAAAUAACUUGCAUAUGGUGUUCAAUUAGUAUAAUUAGCAUUAAUAAUCAGCCAUAUUUCAGCAACUGUCUGAUUUGGACAAUAUUGGAGUGGUUUUGUUGGUUAUUGAGGAAAGUGAAACCAUUUCAAACUUAAUCUUGAGUUUAUUUUGAGGUUAGGCAAAGACGCAGGUCGAUAACAAAAUGCUGCAGAACUGAAGAAAGUUUAAUAAAUAUUACUCCGAACAUUCAAGCAGUGGCUGAAAUAUUGUCCCUAUAUGGGAUUAUGAUCAAUAAUGUUAAUUAUUCUAAUUGAACAACAUAUGCAAGUUAGCGUCUUUCAGUUUCUAAAUGCUCAGGAACCAUAUUGUACAUUUCUAACAAAACUUUGGGGGACUCAACAUUUCCGGGUUUGGCGGCAAGUCGACUAUAAUUGUUAAGGAAGACCUAAAACGACAGAGGAGGGGGCGGAGUUUAUAACCUCCACCAGGGAGCGAUCAACAUCACGUCGUCCAUCUUUAAUGUGUCGGUGGUUUAACUUUGAGAGUUACUUUUUUUAUUGUUUUAUUUGGUUGAAGGUGGAGCUUUAUCUGACCUCUGCAGACUGUUAGGGGCAGAGGGUAAAUUGUCCUUCAGUUACUUGUUAGUUUCUGUAUUUUCAUAAUCUGGUGCCAACUCUCGUCGUUGUUUUUAAAGGUGCUCUUUGUUCUUUCACGUUACUAAAUCAUCUGCAAACAAAUUAAAAACCUCCAAAGUGUUUAUGUUGUACGGGCGGGAUGUGAUGGCUGAUGGGAAAUGUGGUCUUUUAUUUGUUUUACAACCAUUGUUCAAACAACAUUCGCGGCAGCUUUCAACCCCAAAACAAACAUUGAAGCAUUAAACAUACAAAGAACUGCUUUUAUAAAACUGUACAUAAACAUAUUUGUAUUUUACAGUUUUUUUUAUUUCUUGUUAUUUGUGUGCAGUUGUUUUCUAGAUGCUUGUUGUUCUCUGUUGUUUAAAUAUCUUUUUGUUUACUGACUUGACACGACGUCUCGAUUAUUAUUAAAGAGUUUGUGUCAUUGA
This is a messenger RNA of Dicentrarchus labrax (European seabass), 5081 nucleotides long. RefSeq names its product PC4 and SFRS1 interacting protein 1b (gene psip1b). Gene Ontology annotation, cellular component: nucleus. Gene Ontology annotation, biological process: regulation of transcription by RNA polymerase II. The transcript is spliced from 13 exons. Gene Ontology annotation, molecular function: double-stranded DNA binding; transcription coregulator activity. The coding region runs from base 163 to 3543 and encodes 1126 amino acids. The record is from RefSeq and is a predicted model, not a curated record. NCBI's taxonomy places the organism in Eukaryota, Metazoa, Chordata, Actinopteri, Moronidae.